Suillus paluster is the source of this 1332-nucleotide messenger RNA. Its product is annotated as major facilitator superfamily domain-containing protein. The transcript has 13 exons. The record is from RefSeq and is a predicted model, not a curated record. Gene Ontology annotation, biological process: transmembrane transport. Bases 1 to 1332 code for a protein of 443 amino acids. NCBI's taxonomy places the organism in Eukaryota, Fungi, Basidiomycota, Agaricomycetes, Boletales, Suillaceae. Gene Ontology annotation, molecular function: transmembrane transporter activity.
AUGUUUCUUACAGUUCCGCACAGUUGGAGCUUAAAACGCAAAUGGGCUGCGACCGCAAUCGUAGCAUCGUUUUCUUUUAUGGGUCCAGUUUCUUCCUCCAUGAUCGCUCCCGCGACUGGCCAAGUGGCUUCUACAUUCGGGAUUGACAACGACGUCAUAAAUGCACUCACAACCUCCAUUUUUGUGCUUGCGUUUGCGUUCGGGCCCUUGUUUGUGGGCCCAAUGAGUGAGCUUUACGGCCGGUCACGCGUUUUGCAAGUGGCAAAUCUAUGGUAUCUUGCAUGGAAUUUUGGAUGUGGGUUUGCACAGACAGAAUCCCAGCUCCUUGUUUUCCGAUUCCUCGCUGGAAUGGGAGGCGGGGCGCCCACGUCUGUCGGCGGCGGUCUUCUUGGUGAUUGCUGGCGACCAGAAGAGAGAGGAAAAGCCUUCGCGUUUUACUCCUUGGCUCCGCUGUUGGGGGCUUCCGUGGGACCGAUCACAGGCGCUUGGAUUGCCGAACGCUCUAGCUGGAGAUGGGUGUUUUGGUCUACGUCCAUUGCUGAUGCAGUCAUUCAAAUCCUUGGAGUGUUUUGCCUUCGAGAGACUUACGCGCCUAUCUUGUUGGAAAGGAAAGCAGAGCGCAUCCGCAGAUCGAUGGAUGCCGAAAAAGUGCCUUACGGAGAAAUCCGCACAGUCUGGCAUACCAUCAUGGCCAAAGCACUCAUUCGCCCUUUCGCACUCUUUUUCUGCGAACCAAUCGUCCAGGUACUCGGCGUUUACAUGGCGUACUUAUACGGGUCACUUUAUAUCAUUUUGACGACCAUACCAUCGAUCUUUCAGGGUGUAUACCAGCAGUCGGUAGGGAUCGCCGGCCUUCAUUACAUCGCGCUGGGCAUAGGGUUGGUGGGGGCGUCUUGUUCAAACGCGAGUAUACUAGACAAGGUCUAUCUUUAUUUGAAGAGCAAGAAAGGUGGAGUUGGAAAGCCAGAAUUCAGAUUGCGGUGCUUGAUUUUAGGCUGGGCUGCACAAGCACAAGCACAUUGGAUAGUUCCAGAUAUAGGCAUAGUACUUGCGGGAGCAGGCAUUACUCUGAAUAUCCAGUCUGUACACACUUACAUUGUUGAUUGCUUCACGCUUCACGCAGCUUCCGCGCUGGCCGCCGCCUGCUGUCUGCGGGCACUGGCAGGCUUUGGAUUUCCGUUAUUUGCUCCAGCGAUGUACAGCGCACUCGGAUUCGGGAAGGGCGAUACCAUCCUUGCAGUCGCAGCAUUCGUGUUAGGCUGUCCCGCACCCUGGAUAUUGUGGCGUUAUGGGGAGCGAAUACGGAACAGCAGUCGAUAUGCGCAUCCGUGA